AUGCUCACCCGCCAGCAUCAAGUGUUCCUGGUGCCCUUCCGGCACCUUCUGUGGUGGACUAUCCAGCGGCUGCAGAGCUUUUCUGGGCUGCUGUUUGUUGACGAGAUCAGGCGAGGUCGCCUGGCGGUGUGGUAUUACCGGCUCCUUGGAGCUAAGCUUGGGAGGGAUGUGUUCCUGAACACUGUCAGGAUAUCCGACCCUGACCUGGUGACCGUGGGGGACGGUAGCACCAUCAACGAGCACGCCGAUCUCAGCGGGCACCAGAUUGUCGGAAACCGCGUGGUUUUCGGCUCCGGCGUGACAAUCGGGAGCGGGACUGUGCUGUUGCCGAGCGCCUACAUGGCCCCCGAGGCCCAAGUGGGGAACGGCAGAGUCGUCGGAGCGCUGGCGACGGCGGCGCACCCGACGCGGCGGAACAGCACCCCCAUGGCGCCGCCGACGCCCUUCACGGGAGUGUUCCUCCAGGUACUGGCGGAUCUGGUGAGCCUGUACUUCGUUGCGAUCACGGUGGGAGUGGCGGCGUUCGUCGGCUUCCGAUCGUUCUCCUUUAUGUUGGAGAUGGCCAACGUAUUUCCGGGAGAGCGCAUGUCCGCCCUCGGGUACGGGCCGCUGUCGGGCAGCACGAUGGCCUUCGCCUGCUACGCCGCGGUCUUCCUCCUCAGCCGUCUCUACCUCCCGGUCCUGCUGGUGUUCGGAGGCGCCGAUGUCGCGGUUGCGUACUCGUUCCUGACGGACACGGUUCUGGGCGAUGUAGGCCUACCCCGCGUGCUGGCCUUGGCGGCGGUGUCGGCGGUCGUGUUCCACGUUACCCACAUGGUCCUGUCCGUCCUGCUCAAGUGGGUGCUGGUUCAGAGGUUUUCCCAGGUGGAUGGUGUUUGCUGCACCACCUCCUGGCUGGGCUUCCGCAAGCAGAUCACGGACAGGCUGAUCAUGUCGGCGAUGAUGCGCUCGGUGCUCAUGUUCAACGGUAACCUGGGUAACUCGUUGUGGCUGAUGGCGCUGGGAGGCCCCGUGGGUCGUUGCGUCAGCGUGAUGCUCAACAAGAACAUCUACACGGAGCCGGAACUCUUGACCCUCGGAGAUGACAUGCACGUGGGCUUCGCGUCUAGCACGUACUGCAGCAUCUACACGGCCCCGAAUUCGUUCACCCUUAGGAAAACCUUCAUCGGCGACAGGGGCUUGAACGGCGCUGGUUCGGUCACCCUCCCGGGGGCGACCCUCCCCCACGGGGCCGCCCUAGGCCCCAACACUCGACUGGGGCCCUCCGACGAGGUCCGCGAGGGGGCCCUGCACCUGGGAUCCCCGGCCCCCGUGGUUGCGGGCCGGUACGAGUCCCCCCCGCGAGAGCUGUCGCGGCUGGAGCGCUGGCUGUACCUGCUGGCGCCCCUGCCGCUGGCGGCGGCGUCGACGGCGAUCACUCUGAGCGCGGCGUUCUGGCCGCUGCUGGCGCUUGCGAGGGCGGCGGAGGCGUUGGGGGGUCCCGGGGUGGCGUGCCUGUUGACCCCCCUCGCGUGGCUGGGGCUAGGGGUGUCGCUGGCGGUGACCGGGGCCGUGGGGAAGUGGACCAUCAUCGGCAAGCAGCACCCUUCGGAUACAAAGCUCUGGUCGGUGUACCACUACAGGACGCUGCUGGUCUUGUACCUUCAAAUCCACGCACACUUCCUGUUCGUAGACAUCCUGAGGCGAGGGAAGAUGUUCAACUGUUACGCUCGUCUGCUGGGGGCUAGCGUGGGUAGGGACGCCGACGUGGCCACCAUGUACUUCACGGAUCAUGACCUGGUGUCCAUCGGUGACCGGGCCGUAGUCCAGGAGGACUGCAUCCCCCACCCUCAGUUCUACUUCGAGGGAACCAUGAGCUUCAAGCCCGUCACGGUUGGGGCCGGCGGCAACGCGGGCGCGCGCAGCAUCCUCCUGGGCGGCGGCACGGUGAAGCCUGGAGGGUCUCUGAACACCCUGGGUCUCGCGGCGAAGGCCAGCGGGAUGCGGGGAGGGGAAGGGCGCGCCGCCCCUGAAGCCGAGAAGAGAAAGUCUCGGGCCUCGUAGUGUAAAGAAUGGCCGCUGUGGUCGUGAGCAAAGUGGUGAUGUCGGGCGACAGCUAUUGAAUCGCAAGGCAGGAGUGAAGCACUUGGUGUGCGCUGCUCCUCCAAGCGUGGGGCUGGUGUGUUGGGAGGGGGGGGGAGGCCGGGCACCGUUGGUGCUUUCGUUUUAUCAUCUGUGUGGUUGUUUUGUUUGCAUUGUUCGGUGUUGUCAGUCUCAACCGUAUUUGACAAUGUUUUGUGAUGGGUCCCGCUUUCUCCGUUAGCUCUGCGCUUGCUUCGGUGUGCUCGCUGAAUGCGUCCCAUUCCGCAUUAUGGUAGCAGCGAGAAACAGGGUGGGUGUGCCAGUGCCUAUCAAUAGGUGCACCCUGAGGGUGAAUUCAAGAGGCACAAUUUUACUCCUUGUUCGUGGUAUCUGUCCGACAGUAGUUCGUGGUCGUGUUGCGAUCCAUUCCGGAAUAGAGAAGAACAGCAGCAGCAGCGUUGGCGGCGGUGAGAGCUGUCGCGGAUGUGCUGCGAUGUGUUCCGAGCCAACGUGCAGAUACUCUGUCUAUCAGGUCAGGUUAGCGCUGGAGGAUUUUUGAUUCGAGUUGCGGCAAGUUGUGACAGUCAGUGAUAGGGCGCGUCUCCACCAACAGCAGCGGGGACUCUUUUUCCACCCGUGGCCUCGCACAACCAUGCUGUUGGAGCGGUUACCAGUUGUGUGUUUGGCGUAGGUUUGACUAGCGAGCUUGGUGGUGGGAGCUGCAUGGCUUUGUCGGAGGGACUUCUGCUGUGCAUGCUUGCCGGCAAACACGCUUCCAUGGGGUUGGUUUCAACCUACCGUUUCAUGUCAAAGAGCCGCUGCGAAGCUGGGUUGCUGAUUGUAACUGCGCCUACUGCAGUUUUUCUUUUCGCCAUCCCCGGCAAAGCAGAAGAGCAACAGAAGACGGCCGCUUGGGUUGUACGCUGCUGCAAGUUCAGCAGCUAGUAGGACAGAAGUACAGAUCGUCUUGCGAUUAGCGGUGUGACAAGAACGAUCUACUUCAUCUGCAUUUUUGCCGGGCGUUACGAUGAUAGUAACACGCCUUCUUUUGGUGAACCCUGCGACGAUUGUCGAUCGACCAGUUUUUAGCAGCAGCAGGAGCAUCUCAUGUGCACCGGCGGGGGGGGGGGGGAGNUUUCCUUGUUGGAUUGAUGUGCCUUAAUAUGCAAAAAAACCACAUGCGCGGUAGGCAACAGGUCGAGUAGUUCGCUUUAGGCGUAUGGCUGAGCUACUCCAUGGUACUCUUGUUGGUUGCUUCAUCGCUUAGGGAAGGUGUAAGCGAGAGGAACAACGUAACGAGACCUGCCCAUCCAAAGGUAGGUUCAGGUACGCGCCGAUGACUAGCUAGACUCAGUUUCCCUGUGUUUCGUUGCGUUGCCCUCUCGGUGACCCAAAAUGAUUUUGUCACCGAACCCGUAGGGCUGAAUUGCUCCGCAUCUUUUUUGACAAGAACCCGGGUUGUGUUUUUUCCAUCACGUUGUGCUGAGGGCUUGUCGCAGGGCCGUUCGUGUUUCGAGCCGAAAUCAGUCGUUGCUUGAAGUACCCACCGCCCGAAACAUGACUCUUGAGCGAGCGCUUGGGCUGUAUUUUCUCCGCGUGAUUUUCUGUGUAGUGGCGAAGCUUUCUCGCCUCCCGGGGAGGGGGGACUGGGUUGGUUGCGCUGCUGGAACUAGGGGUAUGACACCAACUCCGGGCAGGUUUGUGUGUUUUAGGGGCUACACAGCUUAGCUUGGUGAUGCUUCGCUAUAAUAGUGAUCGUGAGGGUUAGACUAUUGUCGGGGUAAUGGCUGACUGUAGAU
Messenger RNA from Ectocarpus sp. CCAP 1310/34, 3860 nucleotides. The record is from the annotation of a GenBank genome assembly. Lineage: Eukaryota; Phaeophyceae; Ectocarpales; Ectocarpaceae.